CCCAGUGCAGUCAGUCCCUUGUUGCUCCGACAACCAAUCCCUCUUCCCUUGAAUUCUUAUUGGUCAGCCGCUGCUAGCCCGAAAAUAAUGGGAACGUCCCGAACUCGACAUGGGAAUCAACGGAUCCUUCCAACGUACAAGUUGCUAGUGACGCGCCGCAUAAACUAAUUUCUUCUCCAUUCGCAAUCUUUCAGAUCAUGGGCACCAUCGACACGUAAAACAGUGUUUAGUCGACCACAACAAUCGCUUUUUCCUUAUUUUGGCGAAAGGUGCUCAGUCGCCGAGACGUGGAGGUCGCGCAAUUCAGCCCCAUUUGCCCCAUUGCUAGCAAUUGCAAAAACAAUCACCAGUUCCGACCGCCCAAAUGAACAUGCCAACUGCCUCGCCCACGCCCUUGGGCACUUCCGGAACCAGUUUGUCACGAAGACCUUCCCAGAGACAAGGCCUCCGAAGGUUGCCGUCGCGCCCACAGCUCAACCGAAGCGAAUCCAAUCCCGUACACGCGACCGCCGUUGCGCCCGCGCUCUCGAGGAAGGCGGACUCGCAGCAGUACGCCAUGCACGACAGCUCCGAUGACGAGAUACCUGUGCCGAUGAAGCUGAGUGCUCUCACCAAGGCUUUGCUCAACGAUGGCGGCGCCCCUGAGCCUCAGCGCGCCCCUUCACCGCCGCGAACACGUCGUCGCAUCAGUAACCUUGCCGCGUCUACAACUUCCGCGACGGAAGAAAGAAGGUCUCUUCGGUCCGGAAGUGUUCAGGCGUAUGACAACAAGUCUUCAAAGCCCACGUCACCCUUGAGAAGCAGAGAAAACAGUCCUGUGCGCAAGCGUGUUGUCAGACUCAGCAACACACCCAAGAGCCUUGGCCAGAUGCACCCCACCAAGAGAAGAUCUACCUCGCUGUCGCGAUCUACCAACCAACGUCCUCCGUCCAGAAGUCGGCCAGAAAGCCGGGACCAAUCGUCGGACGAGAAGCAGGAACCACGCCAGGAUGUCAAUACUCCCGCCCAGGGAGUUCGUAUUGUUCGCAUUGCAGCUGGCUCGUCCGGCAACAGAAGUCGUCUCACCAACUCGUCCACCCAUUCCAGACGCUCAGGAUCUCAUUUGGAGCAGGAGUAUUCUGAAGAACCGGUGACUGCAGCACGCCAUGGCUCUGGUAUCAACCCCGGCAGCGUAUCCCGCCAUACCAAUGUCGGAAGAAACAUGAAGCCUGAGGACAAUCUGGCCUUGCAAGGCUCCAUGCGCGUCAAGCGAGUCGGCAAAAUUCCUGGCAGUUUCUUGAGUGGACCUGCUCGCCGUGGUCGCAGGAGGCAAAGCGAAGAAGAAGCGGAGGCGAACGGCGAAGGCAUGGUUUCUAGCCAGGAUCAUGACGGUCAGGGCCCAGACAUGGAGAGCGACCUUGCACCGUCCUUUUACGGCAACGGAAGACAAAUGUCGUCUGGCAGCCCCGUAGCCUUUGGCGAUCUUUCAAGAGUAAACAGUCGAAGAUCAGCAUACGAGGCCGAGCCAGCACCACCCCUUGCACGUCCGUCUCCCAAGCAGCGAGACGAGCCAGAAGAGAUUCACUACAAACUACCUGCCCCCCGCCCGCAGGUGCCGUCUUCGCAUGAUCAAGAGAACGAGAUGCCCUCUAUACUCCGAAGCUCCAAGCCCGUCGUCAGCAUACUCGCCGAAAGGGACACCGAGAAAGCCUCCAAGCGUCACACAAGCACUGACGCUGCAUACCAUCGACCUGCUGCAUCUCCCGAACGGAAACCUCUGUCCUCUCUGCCAAACAACACUCCGCGCCGGCCUGCUCCCCCUCCUCCACCGAAAAUGUCGGUUCUGGAUGCCGCGACCACCUCGGCUGGCGCAGCCACGACCUCGCAGGGGAAACAAAGGCGAAACAUCCUUCGUGUCAACGGAAAGUCCUACACUAGGCUCGACUGUCUGGGCCGAGGUGGUAGCGCUAAGGUCUACCGCGUUACUGCCGAAAACGGAGCGAUGUUCGCCCUCAAGAGGGUGUCGCUGGAGAAUGCCGACGAAUCGACCGUCAGGGGGUAUCGUGGCGAGAUUGACCUGUUAAGCAAGCUGACAGGCAAUGACCGGGUCAUCAAUCUCUUUGACUACGAGAUGAACGACGAGAAGAAGAUGCUGACAUUGCUUAUGGAGAUGGGCGAGUUGGAUCUCAACACCCUCCUGAGAAGCCGUCAAAACCCUGAGGCAGCCAAAUUCGAUUCUGUUUUUGUCCGCUUCUAUUGGAAAGAGAUGCUUGAAUGCCUUCAAUCUGUCCACCAAUUCGAUAUCGUCCAUUCCGACCUCAAACCGGCCAACUUUGUCCUCGUAAAAGGCCGUUUGAAGCUCAUCGACUUUGGCAUUGCCAACGCUAUUCAAACAGAUGAGACAGUUAACGUUCAUCGCGAAACGCAAAUUGGCACACCGAACUACAUGUCCCCCGAAUCGCUCAUGGACUUUAAUGCACCCCGAGGCGGUCGCGUUCCCGGAAGGCCCAAGCUGAUGAAAGUCGGAAAGCCAAGCGACGUUUGGUCUCUUGGGUGUAUUCUCUACCAACUCGUAUACGGCACCCCUCCUUUUGGCCACAUCGCUAACCAGAUGGCCCGAUGUCAAGCCAUUAUAAACUGGGACCACCACAUUGACUUUCCGUCUAGGGGCAUGGGCGGCGUCCUUGUUCCUCCAUCACUCGUGCGAACCUUGAGGCGGUGCCUGAACCGUGAGGUGCACAUGCGGCCGACUUGCGAGGAGCUCCUUCAUGAGACCGACCCUUUCCUCUAUCCUAAUGAGAUGAGCGAAAAGGCACUCCCGAUCGACGAAGAGCUCCUGGGUAGAAUCAUCCAGAGCGUCGUUACGAGAUGCCGAGAACGCAUGCCGACCGAGACGGAGGCCAUGUCGGUUUGGCCAUCGGCUUACUGGUCCAGUGUGAAAAAGGCAACAAACUCGAAUAGAUGAUGAGAAUAGGCAUUUGAUCUUGGAAGCUGGAGGGAAAAGGCGUCAUGGCAUUCUCACUUGGGUCUAAUGAUUAUGGGGAAUAUCAUAGCUUGGAGUUUCUUGGAUGGGUUGGUCUUGAUUCUGGUUCAGCCUUGGUGUGGCACCUUUUUUCCCUUUCUUUUCGUCUUUCACUUGUUCUCGAUAUCACUCUGCUUUCCUCGGCCUGUGGGUCGGGUUGUGCGCGCUUUUGGAACCGCUGUCAUUUACACGGCGACUGAAUAAAUUCCAACGUCAAUCACCCAGCUUCAAACGGUUCCAACGACUCAACGCUCGACUCCUUUCAAAACGUUAAACGUGUUUUGCAUUUGCCUCUAUUGAUACAGCCC
Messenger RNA from Colletotrichum destructivum, 3309 nucleotides. RefSeq names its product Putative serine/threonine-protein kinase, active. Gene Ontology annotation, cellular component: nucleus; kinetochore. Gene Ontology annotation, molecular function: protein serine/threonine kinase activity; ATP binding; protein serine/threonine/tyrosine kinase activity. Gene Ontology annotation, biological process: chromosome segregation; meiotic spindle assembly checkpoint signaling; peptidyl-serine phosphorylation. The transcript has 2 exons. The record is from RefSeq and is a predicted model, not a curated record. NCBI's taxonomy places the organism in Eukaryota, Fungi, Ascomycota, Sordariomycetes, Glomerellales, Glomerellaceae. The coding region runs from base 365 to 2944 and encodes 859 amino acids.